AUGGUUGCUGAGACCGGUACUGGAGACGGAACCAUGGCUGCUGGGACCGGAACUGGGGCCGGGACCAUUGCUGCUUGGACCGUAACUGGGGCCGGAACUGGAGCCGCUGGAGCACGGGCUGGAAUCCUGGCCUUGCAUCUUCCAGAAACCUUCCGGAGGAUCCGCGGACCUCCCAAGGCCAGGCCAGACCCCAGGAAAGGGAUUCGGGAAAAGUGCACAUACAUCCAGAUCCCUCAGGUGGAGCAGACCCACGCUGUCGUCCUCAGUAAACCUGCCUGGAUGUGGGGUGCAGAGAUGGGAGCCAAUGACCAGGGAGUGUGUAUCGGGAACGAGGCUGUCUGGACCCGAGAGGCCGUCAGCCCCGGAGAGGCUCUACUGGGCAUGGACCUCGUCAGACUGGGCUUGGAGCGAGGGGACACUGCCUGGGGGGCGCUGACGGUCAUCACCAGCCUCCUGGAGCAGCAUGGCCAGGGGGGGCCGUGCAGGGAGGACCCUGAGCCGUUCAGCUACCACAACACCUUCCUGCUGGUGGACCGCAACGAGGCCUGGGUCCUGGAAACAGCAGGGAGGCUUUGGGUGGCACAGAAGGUUACAGAGGGUGUGAAGAACAUCUCCAACCAGCUGACCAUCGGUGCUGAGGGGUCCGCAGAGCACCCAGAGCUGCGCAGCGUGGCCCAGGGCCAGGGCUGGUGGGACGGAGAGGGAGAGUUCAAUUUCUCUCAGGUGUUUAGUCCCGAGAACCCACCUGCCAGGAUGGAGCUGGCCAAACAGCGCUACAGGGGCGGCACAGAGCUACUCCAGCAACAUGACGGCUCAGUUACGGCUGAGGUGAUGAUGUCCAUUCUGAGGGACAAGCCCAGUGGGAUCUGCAUGGACUCUGAAGGUUUCUGCACCACAGGCAGCAUGGUGUCUGUCCUGCCCAGAGACAGCAGCCUGCCCUGCGUCCACUUCUUCACUGCCACCCCAGACCCCUCAAGGUAUGUCACUAGUUUAACUAAGAAUUCCUCUAGAUUAGACAUUUCUUAGAACUAUAAAAGGGGAGGUGCAAUGAUGAUGUAUUUUUACGAGAUGAUUGUUAACAUUGCAGGGGUUGCCUCGACUAAAAGCAAUCGGA
Messenger RNA from Notothenia coriiceps (black rockcod), 1114 nucleotides. RefSeq names its product secernin-2-like. Lineage: Eukaryota; Metazoa; Chordata; Actinopteri; Perciformes; Nototheniidae. Gene Ontology annotation, biological process: proteolysis. The transcript is spliced from 6 exons. Gene Ontology annotation, molecular function: dipeptidase activity; cysteine-type exopeptidase activity. The record is from RefSeq and is a predicted model, not a curated record. The coding region runs from base 1 to 1026 and encodes 341 amino acids.